This is a messenger RNA of Colias croceus (clouded yellow), 1602 nucleotides long. RefSeq lists its product as uncharacterized. The record is from RefSeq and is a predicted model, not a curated record. Gene Ontology annotation, cellular component: cytosol; membrane. Bases 73 to 1254 code for a protein of 393 amino acids. NCBI's taxonomy places the organism in Eukaryota, Metazoa, Arthropoda, Insecta, Lepidoptera, Pieridae. The transcript is spliced from 6 exons.
AAAGAAUUGAUUGAACACGGUUUCUUUGUAAUUGAUUUUUAUACUCGUAUUCAAAUAUUCAAAUAUAGUGGAAUGAUGUCUUCACGCUGGUUGAUUGUUUUCUUAAUUCUUUCGCAAAUGCUUUAUAUCGAGAGCUCUAAACUAUCAGCUUUAAAAUAUAGCGGAAAAUAUUUUCCAAUGAAGUAUUUAAAAAUAGAUACUUCUCUCCCUAGUCGUAAGGAUUUGCAACAAUUUGUUACAACACUUAAGAAGUCUAUUGUUUUCCUGACUAAAAAUCCCAACAAUACGGAUUGUAACGUUGUCAUUGGAACUUUUGUAACGACGUGUGUACUUCGAAGAGCUUUGUUAGAUAGUGGUAGUAAAUUGAGCAAAUUCGAAUAUACAACAGUCAAGGAUAUAAUAAGAAAAGGGGAUAAUUACGUAUCACAUUACGUGUAUAGCAAUAGACUUUAUGGCUAUUGGGACUUGGAAUACAGAGUGUCAUUGCUGUACAAAGAUGCAAAUAUAUUCACAAACUCUAUGAAUUAUUUUAAUGAAAAUCGUUUAUCCAAGUGGAUACUUGGAGAUUUCGUAAUGCAUCCAUUUAUGAAAAGUAUCGAUAACGCAACACUGGGGAAGGACACGUACAUAAAUAUAAUUGAGUCCAUGCACAGAUACCACAUCAAUAUUACUGAAUCAGAUAUUUGUUUAUCGCGUAUAAUGGAAACACCUGAGCCACUAAACAUGAACCAGCUUCAACCGUGUCGACCUGAUGACUACUGUAAAACUUGCCUUUUAUCGAAACCCUCAAUUGGGUAUUCCCUUAGCCAUAGAUUACUAAAUAUGGUAUUUCGAAGAUUCGUGCGUCGUUGUUACUUGCAAUCGGCUAAUGAAGACGAGGAAACUCUUGAUACUUUGUGUGCCUUUAUGUAUCGGGAAUCGGUUUAUUUGGCACGACGCGGGUACUUCGCUAGAGAUAUGUUUUUAGAACAUGUUGCCCUAUGUGCACUAUUGGGAUACAAAGAAUUUCACCGUCUCCACUGGUUUAAGAAGGCUGCAAGUUGGGUAGAUGAAAAAGGCUGCAUGCAAGAGGACCGCAACUUCGAUAUAAAUCGAACUAGAAUUUAUAAAUCAGCUACAAAUAAUUCCAGAACAAAGAAAAAGUAUACAAAGAUGUUAAAAAGAUUAUUGUUAAGCGAUUGCCAUACUCACCCAAUGACUUUGUUGACUAUAGUAUUAGCUCAUGCGAUUCGCUACGUGGCGUAUUUAAUUUAAUAAAAUUCAAAAUAAUGCUUAAAAAUUUAAUAAGAAAAUAAUAUAUUGAUAUAGUCAAUAGCCCUUGCUCUUUAUAUAAAUUUCAUUGAUUUUAUAUUCACGUAGCCAAGAAUCCACCAUCGAUAGGCAAUUCGACUCCGUUGAUCAUACUAGCCUUAUCGCUUAGAAGAUAGAGUACUGCAUCAGAUACUUCAGAGACUUCACCAAAUCUGAAAAUAUUUUAAAAAAUGUGUUUUUUAUUUAUAAAAUGGUCAAUGGUGGAAUGAACUAGUAUUGUUGAAACUGUGAAAUUUUGUCAAAUGGUAAUUUUGAAACUCAUAAUAAAUUAAUAAGAGAGCUUGCAUUGAA